CGUUCAGCCCAAGGUCAAAGCUCAGGUUUAGGUGUGUGUAUAUAAAGAGCCGGACAACCUCCUCUUCAUCACUCACCUGAUACCUGAGCAUCAGCAGAUAUUCAACUGACAGGCCUCCAGUCACUUUAUCAUCCUCCUCCUCAUCAUCAACAUGAAAGCUAUCCUGCUCCUUUCAGUUCUUGCUCUCACAGCUGCAGCGGAUUUGGCAGAUGUUAAACCUGUUGCAGAUGUUGGCACUGUUGCAGAUGUUGAAAUUGUUGGAGAUUUUGAAGCUAUUGCAGAUGUUGCAGCUGCAGUUCCAGAGCUGCAGAAGGACAAUCAGUUGGAAGAAGAUGAACUUCAUAUAAAUGAAGAGGAAAAUGCUGCCAUGUUAGAUGUUGCAGAGAUCGAUUCUCCAAUUAAAGAACGUUUCUUCAGUUGUCCAUCUGGUUGGGAACGUUACAGGAGCAACUGCUAUUAUUUUGUGAGCUCAUCCUAUUCCUGGAGCAGCGCUGAGUCCUACUGUGCCGGUCAAGGAGCUACCAUGGCAUCUGCCAGUGAUUUGUUUGAAUACACUUUCCUCCAGUCGCUCACCAGCCGAGCAGGCUGCCAGACCGCCUGGAUGGGAGGAUACUACUUCCAGGUUAUUAGCUUAUCAUACAUAAAUAAUAAAAAAUAUAAAUAUAUUAAUCAAAGUGUGUGUAACAGGUGACAGAAAAAAAAUAGUUGGACUACACUGUGAUGUCUAUGGACAGACAGAUGUCUGCGGCAGGUUUAA
This is a messenger RNA of Labrus bergylta (ballan wrasse), 757 nucleotides long. The record is from RefSeq and is a predicted model, not a curated record. Lineage: Eukaryota; Metazoa; Chordata; Actinopteri; Labriformes; Labridae.